CAACACCUCCAAACCACCACCACGACCACCAAAAAUCCAUCACCCCCAUCACCCCCAUCAACCACCGCCGCCAUGUCCCUCCGCAUCAUUCCCGCCGCCCCGCACGCCUCCAAGGUCAGCACCAUUGCCGACGGCACCGCCGCGCCCAGCGCACCCUCGGUCCGCGACAGUCUGCGCACGCAGGGCCCGCACCGCAUAGCGGCGGACCUCAACAACCGGCACCCGCUCGAAGCGCGCCUCAAGAAUUGGGACGCCACACAGAUGUCGCUGAAGAUGGAGGGGCUGCGCCGUCUCUACGGCGCCGCGGAGCCCAUCCGGAGAGGCAUGGAGAUCAGCUUCUGCAACGACUACAAGCCCGCCCAGCUCGGUGGCCCAAGCAACCUCCACAGGGAUAUCCUCGAGAAUAGGGAUUGCGAUAUUACUUGGGAGGAUAUCUACUCUGGUCAGUGCUACGGGGAGAUGGGCUGCGAUGUCCGCGGGGGAGUGGGUGGGAUGAUGGAGGCCGUGCUAACGUUGGGGUUUGGGUAGGCAACGACAACGUCUACGAACU
Molecule: messenger RNA, 550 nt
Organism: Tricharina praecox
Lineage: Eukaryota; Fungi; Ascomycota; Pezizomycetes; Pezizales; Pyronemataceae
Product: proteasome maturation factor UMP1-domain-containing protein
Exons: 2
Coding region: 73-528 (151 amino acids)
Biological process (GO): proteasome assembly
Cellular component (GO): nucleus; cytoplasm
Source: RefSeq, a predicted model, not a curated record